Phanerochaete carnosa HHB-10118-sp is the source of this 1165-nucleotide messenger RNA. RefSeq lists its product as uncharacterized. The coding region runs from base 46 to 963 and encodes 305 amino acids. The transcript has 9 exons. The record is from RefSeq and is a predicted model, not a curated record. Lineage: Eukaryota; Fungi; Basidiomycota; Agaricomycetes; Polyporales; Phanerochaetaceae.
GCGAAUGCCUAGAGGUAGGCACGGUCUCCGACGAGCUGCAGUCCCAUGCGCUCCCCCACAGACAUCGAGCUAGGAGUUCAAGUCACGUAUGCCACCGCGUGUGCUACUGCAUGGCUAGCGUGGGAUGCAGCUAUCCACUUUGAUCUGGAGAUCGAGUGUAUAUGGCGACGGCCCAGAUCUUUGGUCAAGUGGGCAUAUGCGUUCAUUCGCUAUACUCCAAUCUUGCAUGGAGGCGCACUCUUCGCCUUGGAUACCCACGCUCAUUUCUCAAGUAACGGCUGCAGAGGAUGGGUGUACGAACAGCUGAUCUUUGUCGAAGUGCUUACCUUCGUCGUGGAGGCAGUGCUCGUCAUGCGGCUAUAUGUCCUCUAUAACCAGAACAAGCUAAUCCUAUGGGCGAUCAUCUUGGCUUUCAUCGCAGAAGUCACCGUCAUGAUUGUAUGUCUCUCCAUAGUGCUACCGCAAAUGACGUUCAGCCCGGACUGCCUUGUCGCUCACGCGCCUAGCCUGUUCAUGUCUUACUGGCUAUCAUCCCUGGCUUUCGAGACGUUCCUCUUCGUCUUGACUUUGAUCAAGUUCUUCCAGAGCAUAUCUCGCAGCAAGACAUCCAUUGUAUUCAUCUUCGUAAGAGACGGUACAUGGGCUUUUGCCCUCAUCUUCGUGGCAAUGCUCUUGAACAUGCUCAUGUACAAACUAAACAAGACGCCACUGGUGGGGAUGGGCUAUGGCUGGGCUUUCGCUGCCAUGUCCUUCGCGGGCUCGCAUGUCCUAUUGAACCUUCGUCGCCUUAGCCUGCCUGAGGAUACUGGAGCCUCGAAUAUGUCAGCCAUGGCUUUCAAUCCAAGAUCUCAAGUACGCCAAGACACUACUUUACAAACUGCGCCAGAUACCACUAUUUGCGAUACCCUCACCGAGGAGAAAAUCGAGCCGGCUGCUGCUGUCGCCACUCUUCCUAUUGUAUGACAUUGCAAGAACCCGUCCUUCGAUCCUGUGCAUCUAUUGGAUCUUGCUGUCUCUUGCCUUGCCCCUCGUUCUCGUGCAUUCUCCCCUUCCAUGUGAUCUGUGACCAUAGCUUUCGGAACAUCGAUCGCUUUGGGUCGCUCCAAUCUGUUUCCUCCAGUUUCACUCUGUCAACGUUCGAACUCUAAUAAUCAGCAUCCGCCCG